Molecule: messenger RNA, 8380 nt
Organism: Pogona vitticeps (central bearded dragon)
Lineage: Eukaryota; Metazoa; Chordata; Lepidosauria; Squamata; Agamidae
Gene: PTPRC
Product: protein tyrosine phosphatase receptor type C
Biological process (GO): positive regulation of peptidyl-tyrosine phosphorylation; negative regulation of protein kinase activity; protein dephosphorylation
Molecular function (GO): protein tyrosine phosphatase activity; protein binding
Source: RefSeq, a predicted model, not a curated record
UAUAGAGUGUGACUGUGGGUGGUUAGCUUUUGGGUGACAGAGGAAGCUGCUCCCUGGGAGAUAAGGAGACAUUUCAAUGUACAUGCCUAGCAUAUUCUGUAUUUGAUGCGGACUGUGGCAAGGCAUUUACACAGAGCGAUAAACAUUUUUUUUGCCUUCCAGAGAGAGUGAGACACACAUGCUGUUUUGCAGGGAUACAUGAGACCCCGGAUAUAACCAUGUUUUUGUGGCUUAAACUCUUGGCGUUUGGCUUGGCCCUUGUGGACGUGGAUGUUUUCGGGGAAGACCAACCCAAAAUUGGACCACCUUCCUCUGAUUCUCCAAAUGGAAAAACAACUCUCUUUUCAGCUCCUGGCCCUUCAUUCAUACCUCCACUCUCCACUCCGCCCUCACCUGCAAGCACCCUGGAAACACAUCCCAGCUCUUCAAUGAAAGAAGCAGUGGUUCCUCCUUAUCAGACCUCUAAUUCUACUGAAAAGUCUGUUAGCAAAACCAGUGCUACUUCUACUGCUUCCAUCACCGUCACAGAGACUUUUCCACCGAGCAACUCCUCCCUCACCACUCAUGUGGACUCAAACUCUUCCAUCAUGCAGACAUUCAGCAGCACUGCUGCCUUUCCUAUGCUCUUGCCCUCCACCAUCACGCAUGCACCAGCAGAUUAUCCGAUUAAUUCUUCCAUGCAUGCCAGCACUUCAGCACCUACUGACAUUCCGGCAAAAAUCUCUCAAGUUCCUGCAGACACCACCUCUAGUCCAAUAGCAGACAUUCCUCGCAGAAACUGCAGCAUUAUUAAUAUCUCAAUAGAUCAUUUUAAGUAUGCUGAUGGCAAUGUUAGUGCAAAACUUCAUGUGAUGGGAGCUAAAGAUCUGCAAAACGUUUACUGCAAAUCAUCACAGCAUCUUGAUUGUGUUUGGGAAAGUGGCUCAAACAAUCUAGAUAACCUUCAAGAAUGUGAAAUGUACAAAGUAGAAGCACAGUUUAAUGGCUGCAAAAAACAAGUAAACAUCACAGUCCCUCCUGUUGGAAGCAGUUUGACUGAAUAUAACAAAAGUGACACCAGUGUGACUUUAUCCUGGGAACUGAGAAAUCCGCCGUGUUCUUCUUUCAAGUAUUCCUAUUGCUGUUAUCCGCGCAAGAUGACUAACAAUUGUAGCAGCAGAGUGCAGGAGAACAGGCAAACGGUGGAAAAUUUGUCUCCCAAUAAAAAAUAUAAUUGUACAUCAAAAAUAUUUUUUAAAAAUGAAGAAGUGCAUAACAAAACCAUCAAGAUAAAAACAGAUUUCGGAGAACCAGGCAAACCUGAAAAUGUUUCACGAACUGAAAGUGCAACCGACAUAUUAGUGUCUUGGAAGAAGCCAAAAAAGAAUGAUAAUGGCCCUAUUGAUGGAUACAAUGUUACAGUCUGUGUUAAGAAUAAUGGGAACUGUAUAGUCAAAUCUGUUUCCAGUGGAAAUAAUUCCUUAGUGGUGCCUUAUCUGGAGCCUUACACAAUGUAUACAGUCAACGUAUCAGCGUACACAGUCACACAGAGUAAGAAAAAUCUUACGGGGGAAAUAGACAGUAAAGAUGUUCGCACUAAGGCAGCACAUCCAAAACCGGUGAAAGACCUCAAAGGAAUCUUAUCAGAGAAAGCGAACAAUGAUGUAAAAAUUACCUGCAGAGAACCAGAUCGGUUAAAUGGUCCUAGCAAAAGGUUUAUCUUGGAGUGGGAUGGUGGCAAAAUGAAUGAAACCACAUGUAUCUUCAAUGUGACAAAUCUUCAUUACUUAACAACAUACAAUUUCAAAGUUAUUUUUUUCAAUGGAGAAUAUUAUUCUGACCCUGAAGGUACAACAGUAAGCACCAGAUAUAAUGCUAAAGCUCUGAUUGGAUUUUUGAUAUUCCUCAUUAUUGUGACCUCUUUGGCCUUACUCCUUGUUCUGUACAAAAUCUACACCAUUAACAGAGAGAAAUCAAGAACUGAGGAUGAAGUGGUGCAUCUUGUUCAAAGAGAUGACGAAAAACAACUGAUGAGUAUAGAACCAAUUCCUGCAGAACUCUUGUAUGAAGCAUAUAAGAGGAAGAUAGCAGAUGAAGGAAGACUUUUCCUGGAUGAAUUUCAGAGCAUUCCCAGAGUUUUCAGUAAAUUCUCUAUAAAAGAUGCCCGCAAAUCUUACAACCAGAACAAAAACCGUUACGUCGAUAUCCUCCCUUAUGACUACAACCGUGUGGUGCUUUCUGGGAUGGCCAACGAUCCAGGAUCUGACUACAUCAAUGCAAGCCACAUUGACGGUUUCAAAGAACCAAGAAAAUACAUUGCUGCGCAAGGUCCCAAAGAUGAGACAACUGAUGAUUUUUGGAGGAUGAUUUGGGAGCAGAAAGCAACAAUUGUUGUCAUGGUGACCCGCUGCGAGGAAGGAAAUCGGAUCAAAUGUGCCAAGUAUUGGCCAACCAUGGAGGAGGGGAGUGCGUCUUAUGGGGACAUUGUUGUGAAGAUAAAUGAAUGCAAAAUGUGUCCUGACUACAUCAUUCAGAAGUUGCAUAUCACAAACAGGAGGGAAAAGACAACGGGAAGAGACGUGACCCACAUUCAGUUUACAAGUUGGCCAGACCACGGAGUACCUGAGGAUCCCCAUCUCCUUCUCAAGCUACGCCGCCGCGUUAAUGCAUUGAGUAACUUUUUCAGUGGUCCAGUUGUGGUCCAUUGCAGUGCUGGUGUUGGGCGCACUGGAACUUAUAUCGGAAUUGAUGCAAUGCUGGAGGGAUUGGAAUCUGAAGGAAGAGUGGAUGUCUAUGGCUACAUUGUAAAGCUACGGCGUCAGCGAUGCCUUAUGGUUCAAGUAGAAACGCAGUACAUCUUGAUUCAUCAAGCGCUGGUCGAAUACAUUCAGUAUGGUGAAACAGAACUCAACACCUCAGAACUGCACAAUUGUCUUAAUCACCUGAAGAAGAAAGAUCCUCCCAGUGAUCCUUCUCUCCUGGAAGCGGAAUUCCAGAGGCUACCUUCCUACCAGACCUGGCAGACACAGAGAGCUGGCAAGAGAGAGGAAAACAGAAGUAAAAACCGGAGUUCAGCGGUUAUUCCAUAUGACUAUAACAGGGUAUUAUUCAAGCAUGAAGAGGAAGGGAGCAGAGAAAGUGAAUGUGAUGCAGAUGAAUCCUCUGAUGAGGAUAGUGACUGUGAUGAGGAACCCAACAAAUACAUCAAUGCAUCUUUCAUCCACGGUUACUGGUUUCCGAAUGCUAUGAUAGCAACACAAGGACCGCUCCCAGACACCAUUGAUGACUUCUGGACCAUGAUUUAUCAAAGAAAAGUGAAAGUGAUUGUAAUGUUGACGGAGCUGAAAGAUGACACCCAAGAACUCUGCACACAGUACUGGGGAGAUGGAAAAAUGUCAUACGAUAGCAUCACAGUUGAACUGAAAGAUGUCAACAGUUGUUCCAGUUAUACUGUUCGGACGUUUGACGUAACUUAUGGAAAGAGGAAAGAAGCUCGAAAAGUGUUUCAGUAUCAGUACCAUAAAUGGAAAGGUUAUGCUCUCCCAGAAAACCCCAGUGACUUGGUCACCAUGAUUCGAGAUCUCAAGCAGAAACUUCAGCCAACAGCUGAAACAUACAUGCACAGCAAGAAUGCUCAAGUUGUUAUUCACUGCCGUGAUGGGUCCAAGCAAACAGGAUUAUUCUGUGCCUUGCUAAACCUGUUGGAAAGUGCUGAGACAGAAGGAGUAAUAGACGUUUUCCAAGUUGUGAAAUCUCUUCGCAGAGCCAGGACGGGAAUAGUUUCCUCAUUUGAAGAGUAUCAGUUUCUUUAUGAUGCUAUUGCCAGUGUAUACCCUGCCCAGAACGGGCAAGUGCAAAAGGCCCAAAGCCAAGAGCACAAAGUGGAUAUUCCAAACGAUGUAAAGAAAGAAGAAGAGGCUAACUCGCUGGACGCUGCCCCCUGCCCUUCAGCUGAAGGAACCAGUGUAGAAAUGAGUGAACAACAUUUCAAGGCCCAGGAAGACCCCAGGGAAGCAGAAAGCUCUUCUAAUGGACCCUCCAAUCCGGUUUUAAUGGUCUAGAGCCAUCUACUUGUAUGUACAAAUUCUCUGUCCAUGCCAUAGAGUAGUUUCAGCAGUACAUUUAAACCAGGAAGAGAAGUGGGCAUUUCCUGAACCAUCCCGUCCGCUGGAAUGUUUUCAAGAAAAGGUGUUGGAAAAGCCUGAAAGUGGGGCUGUUCUCCUCCCAGAGGUACGACAAUGUAGUAGGUAGAACUUGUGGGUUGCUAUAGUGCACUGUGGAUUUUAUUUGCAAGCUUAUCUAUACAUGUGCCAUUUUAAAUUGUUCAGUAUUCAUUUUAUUCUGUAAUAAUUGCUAGAUUGCAUAGCACUGAGCUCUGUUUAAAAACAGGCUUUUCUAUAGAAAAAUGUCCCAGUUUUGUAUUUCUUUAAAAGGAAGGAAAAGAGUUAGUGUGAAGAUUAGAUGCAUAAUUAUCAGCUAUAUGCAGUCAUAGAUGUACAUUCAAGCAGAUAUCUGAAGACGGAGGAGAGGGGUAUAUUUCUCAGAUAAUAGCCCGCCAGAUUACACUUUGGGCAUGAGUGUCUUCUUAUUAGAAGGAGUGGAAGAGGAUCAACAGUUUCACUGGCCGUGCAAGCUCUUAGUCUCUGGAUCACAAAUGUAGUGAUCAUAAGUUAAUUUUAAGCACCCCCUUCAGUAGGGAACUGGCUCUAGAAAACCGGUGGUAGUUCUCGUGUAAACAGAGAGCUCAACAGAUUGCCCUUGCACGUGCUGAGCGUUCCUUGAUAACGGACAUCCUGAGAUCUCACUCGUGAAGGGAUUGAAACCUCCGUGGAGCACCAGGUAAUAUAACGAUCCAACAGUCAUGAAUUAACCGAAGAGAGUUAUGAUCCAUCCAGUGCAUGAAGUGGAUGAGUUGCCAUCCAAAGCCCUGAAAUUGAGCAAAGGGCAUUCGCAAAGGGCAAAAUCCAAGUUUAAGGCUUGCCAUAUCAAAAUGUGGCCUCUGGAGGUCACUGUGUUCAUAGAAAUCAACUACUGUACUGAGCAUCAAGACAUCUGAUUAUCUGAGAAACAUGGAAUGUUUUGCAAAAUGUGGGAGGAACAUUCUUCAGCUGACAUUUUUGCUUCAUGUUAGCACAGCUGGGUUCCCCUCCACCAGUAUUCUUAUUUUCCCUGGCUUGAAUGGAACUUUCCUUAGAAACUGUUUUCCUCUCCUCUCCUUCAGGUUUUUGUAUAUAUCUUUCUUUCUUUCUUUCUUUCUUUCUUUCUUUCUUUCUUUCUUUCUUUCUUUCUUUCUUUCUUUCGAUGUGCAGGUUUCAAAAUGUUUUAUGAAAAAAACAUGUUUUUCUGUAUUAAAUUUCUGACCAUUUCCAUUUUGAAAUAAAAAUGUUGGAUGAAAAAAAAUGUUGGGAAAAAAAAACAAUUAUCCUAAGACCCACAUUAGGUGAGUUGAAUGCAUAUAAAUUACAGAUCAUAAACUGGUGAAUUUUAUAAUGCAAAAUUAUCUUCUUUCAAGCCUGAACUAGACAUUAUAGGGGGGUGAAGUUUGGGUAAACAGCUUAUCCUGGUACGAUGGGACUUAAAAAAGGAAACAAUAUUUCAUUACUAUUCUGGAGAAGAUGAAAGAAACAAUGUUAUGGAACUGUCAGGUGGUCCUGGAGUACUGCAAACUGCUGCACAGUCCAACACAAUCACAAGAUACGUGCUUUCGGAGAAAGCACUUCAGUUCAAACAAUGAAGACUAAAGACUGACCAACACUGAUUCCCCUGAAACUAGAGUCCUAUUCAGGCUUUACCUACUAGGCUUUACUCAUCACUGGAAGAAAGGAGUAGUCCAGUCCCACCCAUUCGCUUAUCACUUCUGUUGCCUGCUUACACAUGGAAGGUGGUGGGUCUGGCAAGAGAAGGUUUUGCUCUCUUUGAGAGCUCUCUAUAUAUCCUGGGACUUUGGAAAGUCAUGUAGAGAGAGCUGCAUGGAUAGAAGAGGCUGUCCCUCUUCAUACUCUCCAUAUGUAGCAUGGAACAGAAGUGACAGUGGAGGGGACACAGCUAGAACACUUCUCUUUUCCCAGUGGUGAGUUUGCUGUAAAAGAUGACACCUGUUUAAGGUUUAGUAGUCACUUCAGAAUCAAGAUCAGAAUGGGCAGAGCCCUCCUCUUAGGCAGAGGGAAGGAAUUGCCUCACACUGUAGAUGCUGAGACCUGGCUGCAAAAUGUUGGAGGGGAGAGUUACGUGACCUUCGGCCAGCCUUGUUGCCUUCAGGUGCAGAGGAAGGCACUAUCCUCGGCCAGCUGGCUUUUGUAGAUAGAUCAGCAGAUAGUGCGAUCUUUUUUUAUUGCCUCAGGCAGCACAGUGUCUUUGGGUGGUCUUGUCAGAUAGCAGGCAGCUCAAAUGACUUUUUGCCUGAAAUUCUGCAGAUGGUUCACCUAUUCGUAAUGGAGAAUAAGGGAUACAAAGACCCCUAUCAUUCAGAAAAGCUCAUCUGGCCAAAUCUGCAUGGAACCAGUGGGUACAGAAAAGGGCACCACCGCCUUGGAAUUGGCACUGCUACUGGCUGCAACCUGUGUUUGGUUGGAUGUCUUUGGUAUCCCCCCCCCCUUACUAUUGGACGAGCAAUCAGCCCUGUUUAUCCAUUGCUCAAGCAUCCUGGGAUGAGUAAGACCAAGAAGAAAACUGGGAUCAUUCAAGCAAGAAAUGUACUCAGAACAAAACUAACUCCCUCCACCAUGACCCAAAAUUAUUGGGGAUGAGACUCCCCCUUGCCACUGUCCUCAAGCCUCCCCCUUGUUUCUUUAUCCCAACGGUUGGUUACUAGACUUCCCAAUAACAAAAAAAUAGGAAAAUGCAUAAGAACCAUCAGAGAGCAAUCUGAACGCAUCUGUUUCUUGGGGAGGAUAUCUGUCCUACAAGGUUCCAUGAAGCCUAAUCCUUAUCAAGUAGUGUUGAUAAGCUGAUCAUGAAGUUGAUUAUCAAGAUCUGUUGAUGAUAACACAACUGCAGGCAGUUUCGCCCAUGAUCCCCUCUGAAAGAAGACAUGGGAUCUAGCAAAGAAGUAUGGACACUUGUAAUGCCCAUGUACCAAGUAGGGACAGAGAGAAAGCUCUACACAUGUUGCAACAACAAACACCUGUUUAGUGCUCCCUACAUACAUUGUGUUUCUUCACAUAACUACUAUUGUCAACAGAGUUCACAAAAUCUGAUGCCUUGACCCGAGGGCUUGAAAGGGGAAUUCCAUAAUUUCAUAGAGAAUGUAUAUGUUACCUUCAAAUUCAUGGCGAAUACUAGUAUUGGCUAGUCACAAUGGAUGCCAAUUACUUCCAGAAACAGAACCUACUGCUUCUGAUGCUAGUUGCUGAGAAACAUGAAUGAGAGAGUGCCUACUGCUUGGGAGCUUCCCAUAAGGAUCUGGUAGAUGUGAAACUAGAUCCUUCAUGUUGCAGGGCGCAGUGGUUAAUUCCUAUUCUUGGGUAAUAUGAUUGCAUGAUACAUAAAGAAGUAAAUGUGAUCUGUCGUGCCACAUACGUUAUGUCUCAGUUUUAUGUACACGCAUCUCUCAGAAAUACUUAGGAAUGAUUGGUAAGUUCAUUUUGUUCAAGUUUUGAUAAACAUGUUCAUACCUCUUUGUAUAUUUGACAGAAAACUUCAGAUUAUGAGGGACAAAACAAAGCAGACAAUGCAUCACAACUUGUUUUUAUCUCAUUCAAAGUUCCUUAUUACUUCCUGUAAUUCAUGUGGUUUUGCAUAGGCAGAAAGUUGAAGAUGGAUUUGGAUCUGGGUUGGUAACUCUUAUCCAAGUGUCUCCCCCUUCUUAGACCAUUUAUUCACCAGUAUAUUCACAGUGGAAUCUUAAGUCACCCAGUUUGACGUCUGGCUGACAGCAGCUUCUUGGCUGAUGUGUGGCGGACAUCCUUUCUCUCCUGAGAAAACUUUGCUAGCAUUCACAUUUGUAAAUACAAACUUCAUGGCUUCAGAGAUUUGCAGGAUUCAGGAACAAUCAGACUGUUCCACAAUUAUGUCCUCUCAGUAAAGGAAGAAAGUUGCAACAAGGGAAAUAUAUAUAUUUUUUUAAGGAGCAUCUCUUUCUGGAUUCUAAAUAAUUACCUACCUUUGUCCACCAGGCUGCGCUAAAGCAUUUUCAGUAAUAUUUCAAUAUACAUGUGAGUAAUAUUUCAGAAUACAACAGGAGAAUAACGUGGAUUGUAACCCAUAGUCAUUGGUGCAGCUGACAGUGAAAUUAAUACAGUGUCCACCGCACUCUUAAAAAUCUGCACAAUCUGUGUUUAAAAACCUUUUGGAUCUGCUUCGAGUCCAGUGCUUAGAUGAGUAAUCUGUCGGGAAUCUAAAGCUAACUUGAACCAGCUGCAAUUUACUGGAUUAUAUUUAAUAAAUUUAUACUUUUAAAUCA